Molecule: messenger RNA, 2039 nt
Organism: Phragmites australis (common reed)
Lineage: Eukaryota; Viridiplantae; Streptophyta; Magnoliopsida; Poales; Poaceae
Product: protein DETOXIFICATION 27-like
Exons: 8
Coding region: 172-1662 (496 amino acids)
Biological process (GO): xenobiotic detoxification by transmembrane export across the plasma membrane
Cellular component (GO): membrane
Molecular function (GO): antiporter activity; xenobiotic transmembrane transporter activity
Source: RefSeq, a predicted model, not a curated record
GCCAACACAGCCACGCAACUCCCGACGCCACGCCUAUUAAAGGCUAGCCUGCCACCGCCGUUCCCUCACGCUCGAAUUUGGCGAGACAGAGAGAUAGAGAGGGAAGAGGCCUUCAGAAAACAGUUGGAGAGGUGGAGAGAGGGGAAGGAAAUAAAAGCUUUGAUCGAUAAGAUGGCGACGGAUGAGAGCGCGACGCGAGGGAACGAGGAGGAGUGCCGGGUGGCGCUGCUGGACGGCGACGUGAAGGAGGAGUGGCAGGUGGUGGCCAACGGCGAGGGCGAUUCUUGCGGUAAGCUCGGGCGGAGGGCAUGGGAGGAGUCGAAGAAGUUGUGGGUGAUCGUGGCGCCGGCCAUCUUCAGCCGCGUCGUCACCUACGGCAUGAACGUCAUCACGCAGGCCUUCGCCGGCCACCUCGGCGACCUCGAGCUCGCCGCCAUCUCCAUCGCCAACACCGUCGUCGUCGGCUUCAACUUCGGCCUCAUGCUUGGCAUGGCGAGCGCGCUGGAGACGCUGUGCGGGCAGGCGUUCGGCGCCAAGAAGUUCCACAUGAUGGGUGUGUACAUGCAGCGGUCGUGGAUCGUGCUCUUCAUGUGCGCGGUGCUGCUGCUACCCAUGUACUUCUUCGCGGAGGACGUGCUGCUGCUGACGGGGCAGCCGCCGGAGCUAUCGGCGAUGGCGGGGAAGGUCUCCGUCUGGUUCAUCCCGCUGCACUUCUCCUUCGCCUUCCUCUUCCCGCUGCAGCGCUUCCUGCAGUGCCAGAUGAAGAACUUCGUCAACGCCGCCGCCUCCGCGGUCGCGCUCUGCAUCCACAUCCUCCUCAGCUGGCUCUUGAUCUCCAGGUUCCAGUUCGGGCUCGUCGGCAUCGCGCUCACCCUCAACUUCUCGUGGUGGGCGACCGCGGCGAUGCUAUUCGCCUACGUAUCCUGCGGUGGAUGCCCGGAGACGUGGCACGGCUUCUCUGUUGAGGCGUUCGCCGGCAUGUGGGAGUUCGUCAAGCUGUCCUCGGCGUCCGGUGUCAUGCUAUGCUUGGAGAACUGGUACUACAGAAUCCUCAUCUUGCUGACUGGAAACCUCAAGAACGCGGCUAUUGCAGUGGAUGCGCUCUCCAUCUGCAUGACAAUUAACGGGUGGGAGAUGAUGAUUCCACUGGCAUUCUUCGCGGGCACCGGUGUGCGUGUGGCCAACGAGCUCGGCGCCGGCAACGGGAAGGGCGCUAGGUUCGCGACGAUCGUGUCAUCGAUGACCUCGCUGGUGAUCGGGCUCUUCUUCUGGGUGCUUAUCAUGGGCCUCCAUGACAAGUUUGCGCUCAUCUUCACCUCCAGCUCCGUAGUGCUGGACGCCGUUGAUAAUCUCUCCAUCUUGCUGGCCUUCACCAUCCUCCUCAACAGCAUUCAGCCCGUCCUCUCGGGUGUUGCUGUUGGGUCUGGAUGGCAAUCCAUGGUGGCCUAUGUCAACAUCGGCUGCUACUACCUCAUCGGCAUACCCAUGGGCAUCCUGCUUGGGUGGCUCUUCAAACUUGGUGUCCUGGGAAUCUGGGCAGGCAUGAUCGGCGGAACCGCUGUCCAGACGCUCAUCCUGGGCAUCAUAACUGUUCGCUGCGACUGGGAAAAGGAGGCCCUGAUCGCAAGCACGCGCAUGGACAAGCUGUCGCAAGUUCGGUGAGAGCGGAAUCUGCUGUGUGCAUAGGAGCAGCGUUGUAUUUGUUUGGAUGGUGUGUUGAUUUGCGCGUGUUUAUCCUCGCUGCUGCGUCCUGAUUGAUCCCCAAAUUUUGCCGUCUGGAAGAACAAGAUGCUCCAGAGAAACUAAGUAACAGGACAGCUCGUGUGCAGCUUGAUCCAAGACGGAUGCUUCGCUUGGCUCUGAUAGCUUGGGAUUUCGCUUCACGGUACAGUACAAAUUUGUAGCCUUCGUCCUCCGGUCACCACAGUGCAUUUCUUCUCGUGUCAAUGCGAUGUAACACGAGCAUGGCAAGUUGAGAGCAAAUGAAAAACUGAAUUAUUGGGCUGAUACGAAGGAAUCGAAUCGUGUCUCUUGUUUUC